AUGGUCAAGCUCUCUGUCUUCGCCUCCAAACUCAGACGGACCCCGAUUCGAAACGGAGUCAAGUGCACGUCUUUUGGAUGUCCGGUCGAUCGCUUUGACGCCCAUGAUAAUCUCGGUGAUGAUUUCCUCGAUGCAGAGGACAGUGAAGUGGACCUUGCACCAGAUGGCAGACCAUUCGUAUAUAUAGACCUGCCUCCGUACAAGGAGAUGGAGAACGGAAGUGUGGUGGUGCAUCCCCCCGUCCGUGAGAGGGACCCGCUACAUCACGGAGAUCCCAUGGACGAACGCAACCCCAUCGACAUGGAUCUCUUCGAAGGGGACAUGGUACUCACUGAAGAGCAAAGGCGCUUGUUACGAGAGGGCCGCAUUGAUGGGAGCGGGGAACACAGGGACAGGAGCAAACGGAAAGCUGCUCGACUCGGCGGGUGUUGGUCAUACAUUGGACGCCGAUCUUCGAAUCUGGUCAAUGAUAUUUCCAUUGGAGAUGGCUGUGCUCAUUUUGGCAUAAUAUUCCACGACAUAUGCCACGCCCUCUCCUUCUUCCAUGAGCAGUCCCGCCCGGAUCGAGAUGAUCACGUGACUAUUCUUUUGGACAAUGUCCAAGAAGGGCGGCAAACCAACUUUGAUAAGUAUGGCGAGACUGUGAUUAAUACCUAUGGAAUACCAUACGAUACAACGUCUAUCAUGCAUUACUCCAGUACCGCUUUUUCUGUAGACACAGUUAAUUUCGAUCGUAGCCCAACGAUCAUUACCAAUGACCCACUGGAGAUGCCAUACUUGGGAAAUCGUGUCGCCCCAUCGUUCGGGGAUCUCAAACUACUCAAUCUUGUCUACGGAUGCCCAGCGGCGGCUGAAGCUGAUUGUGUUUUGGAUUCCUCGUUUUGUAUGAACGACGGCUACCUCUUCAACAACUGCACAUGUGUGUGUCCACCUCAAUAUACGGGAGAUCGAUGCGAAAUGAACAAUCCCGAAUUUGUUCCACGUUGCAUUAUCGAAAGAACCACAGACGACGGAGAGACGGGUACUAUCUCCUCACCGAACUACCCUUUAAGCUAUGGUCCAGAUGAACUAUGUCAGUACCUCAUCACGGGCCCAGUUGGAUCGACAAUCAGUUUGACUUUCACAAUUUUCGAGCUGCAGGCCAAAGCUUCAUUAACAAACUACGGUGAUAUUUGUUACUGGGAUUACACCAUUGUUUAUGAUACAUCUUUGACACAUGAUGGCACGAGGAUAUGUGGUUCGGAUAACAUGUUACCACUGAGCUUCAAUUCUGCUGGUAAUCAGAUGAGAGUAUUGUUUGCAUCAAACGGAGCAAACCAUUACAAAGGAUUCACGGCAAAUUAUAUCAUUAACAUUCCUACCACAACCACGCAACCCAUCACUACGACACAACCAACUACAACAACGCAACCCACCACAACCAUGCAGCCCACCACAACCACCCAACCCACCAUAACCACCCAACCCACCACAACCAUGCAGCCCACCACUACAACACAACCAACCACAACUACGCAACCCACCACAACCAUGCAGCCCACCACAACCACCCAACCCACCACAACCAUGCAGCCCACCACAACCACCCAACCCACCACAACCACGCAACCCACCACUACAACACAACCAACUACAACUACGCAACCCACCACAACUACGCAACCCACUACAACCACGCAACCCACUACUACCAUACAACUAACCACAACAACGCAACCCACCACUACCAUACGACCAACUACCGAAGUCGUUGGGACCUGCGGAGGAGACUUUGCCAAUGCAGCCGGCCGGUUUGCUUCACCAAACUAUCCGAGCGCCUAUCCCAACGACCAGAUGUGUACAUACCAGAUAACCGUGGCAGCGGGACAGCGUGUGGCGGUAACUUUGGAAGCAUUUGAUUUGGAAUGUUACUGUUACGACUGGUUAGAAAUAAACCUAGGAGAUGGGAGUCACACGCCUAUCGAAAUCUGCGGCGAUGAUGUCCCACAAGGAGAGAUCGUCUCGGUGUCCAACACUAUGACCAUUGUCUUCGAGUCCGAUUACUCCAUCACCCGAGGCGGGUUCGUCGCCAGCUACCGCACUGUCGACGUCGUUCCUGACAUGGAGUCCGUUGCUCUUGUCGAAGGCUCGCACCGACGAGCGUGCGAAGAUACGACAAACCAAGACGAAGGCUUCAUCCAAUCGCCAAACUACCCUGGAAACUAUCCCAAGCGGACCUCGUGCUCCUAUGAUAUCACUGCGCCAGAAGGCUCUCACGUGCAGCUCGACUUCGAACCCGCGUUUGAGAUCAGAUAUCAGACGGAUUUCAUUAUGGUCGACCUCGGAAAUGGAAUCACCGAAAAUCUUAAGAUUUGCGGUGAUGAGGAGCCGAUUGGUUCCUACAUAUCCUUGGGCAAUGUGAUGAGGCUACAAUUCAAGUCGCAUGGGGGCAGAGGGCUACAAGGAUUCAGGGCUAAGUUUAACACCGUGAACAUCGCCUAAGGACAAGGUCAAGGACAGGCUCAAGGUCAAUUACAAGGGCGGACUCAAGGUCAAUGACAAGGACAUGGGCAAGGUCAGGGGCGAUUUACAGGGCAAGGCAUUGGCUGUUGUUGCCAGGGUCUUCGAAUUUAAGAGUCCAUUUUCCAACGAAGGAUUUAAGCUAGAACUUGAAGUGUUAAAAUAUUUUAUUAGUAAACUUUAUUCAUAUACAUGAACAUUUUGUUUCACAAUACAUAAAUAAAACAAUAAGAAAAUCAUCAAGUAGUAUAGUUUCGCAAUGUAGAUUGUAUAUGCAGUGGUAAAUGAUAUUAUUACAAAAUAAUUAUAUGACACGUACCAGGCUAUGUUUGACAAUAAAGAUACGUAACAAAUGGAAAUGAUAAUAUAGAUAUUGAUAUUGAGUUUGUAUCUGCAGCCUGCAGUCUGCACUCAAGUAUAUCAAGUCUAUCUCUCUCUCUCUCUCUCUCUCUCUUUCUCUACCUCUAUCGAGGACUCUCUAUCCAUCUUUCUCUUCUCCCUCCUUCAGUGUUGCAUAAUAACAUCCCUAGGAUGAUUCAUCUUCUAAGGUACUGACUUGAACUAUGUUAUGCUUUCAAAUUGUUAAGAUUAAUGUCUAUUUUUAGGUAAAGUGAAAUUUUACUGUUAUUUUAUCGUGAAUCGAUAUGCAAUUCAGCUUUCGGGCCGCUAUGUAUCGUUUUUAAUAUACCAUUUUCAAUUCAAUUCAAUUUAAUUCCAGUAUCUCCUUAUUCUAUUGUCGCUUAUUGAGCUUUUAGCCCAGCUGCAUCAGCAUCAGCUUUCACUAGUUUAGUUGAAUACGGACACACAUGGUCCCAUUUCCACACCAGAGAAAUUUACUGUUGGAUAGACAUUUUAAAUGUUAAUAGUAUUUCAUGGAAUCAUUGAUGGUAGGUAGUGUACACGACUUAGGGCGCGUUCAUGCUUGA
This is a messenger RNA of Strongylocentrotus purpuratus (purple sea urchin), 3425 nucleotides long. Its product is annotated as protein SpAN-like. Gene Ontology annotation, molecular function: zinc ion binding; metalloendopeptidase activity. Lineage: Eukaryota; Metazoa; Echinodermata; Echinoidea; Camarodonta; Strongylocentrotidae. Gene Ontology annotation, biological process: proteolysis. The transcript has 10 exons. The coding region runs from base 1 to 2481 and encodes 826 amino acids. The record is from RefSeq and is a predicted model, not a curated record.